CGGCAUCGAUUCGCGCCGUCCUCGCCACCGCGCGGUAUGCGCGGGGUGACGUCAUGGCGCCGCGUUUACGCCAGCAGUGAGGGUCCGCAUCGCGUAACGUACGUCGAGCAAGCGAACGAGGAGGGAAAUCUUUGUUUGCGAAGAAAAGGCAGUGUCAUGCCGUGGCCCUGACCCUAAGCCUCCCUGCCGGCCCAGUCAAGCCGACCAGUCCCCGGGGUGCGCCAUCCGUUCCGGUUUCCCUUCACGUUCAUCCGCCGAUUCCUCAAAUCGUGCCCUCGUGCCCGGAUACGUUCGACCGGCUCGCGCUUCCUUCGCAGAUCACGACGGAGGAGAGAUCAUCCCCUGCUUAUUAUUCUUUGCGCCAUGUUACAGUCCCAAAUCGAGGACUACCUGCCAUACCUGGGCGGCGCGGCUGGUGCUCUCUUCGUCACCGGGGUGGCUUAUUGGGCUUCCAGACCAAAGGCCGAGAGACCGCUCUUUCCGCUCGAUGCCCAGGCAUUGAUACUACCGGGCAACGAGCAUAUCCGAGUAUCCAAGUUCUACAAGGAGGGCAGAGAGGGCAAAUUCGUUACGUUCCUAUACGAGGAUACACUCACCCUUUACGACGGCUUCCGUCGCGGCGCCAAGGAAUCUAAUAAUGGUCCCUGCCUCGGAUGGAGGGACGGGUACAACAAACCCUAUCAAUGGCUUCAUUACAACGAAGCCCUACUUAGGGCGAAGAAUUUUGGUUCCGGCCUAUUGUCCUUAGGGCUGGCCCCUGGAUCACAAACUUUGGUAGGCCUAUACAGUCAGAAUUGUCCCGAAUGGGUUCUCGUCGAGCAGGCAUGCUAUACAUAUUCGCUCGUGGUGGUGCCAUUAUACGACACCUUGGGCCCGGACGCUUGCGCGUACAUCAUCAAUCAAGCUGAAAUUAAUUUGGUGGUAUGCGAAGAUGACCAAAAGUGCAAUUUACUCCUCGACAAAGCACCGAGGUGUUUACGUAAGCUGGUGGUGGUGAAGGAGACACGGCCGGCGACGAAUCAGCGGGCGAAAAACCGCGGCGUCGAGUUAUACAGAUUCGAUGAUAUCGAGCAUCUCGGCGCCCAGAAGAAUCAUCCGGAAUUGCCGCCGAAGCCGUCCGAUCUCUGCACGAUAUGUUACACAUCCGGUACCACCGGCAAUCCAAAGGGCGUUAUGUUGACGCAUCAGAACAUCAUGGCGGCCAAUUGUUCGGUGAUGUUGCAGUUGGGCGAUCACGGGCUGACGAGCAAGGAUACGCUAAUCAGCUUUUUGCCAUUGGCGCACAUGCUGGAGCGUUGCUGCGAGAAUACCGUUUACAUGAUGGGCGGCUGCGUCGGCUUUUAUAGCGGUGACAUCAAAAAGUUACCUGAGGACAUGAAGGCCCUCAGACCUACCAUUAUGCCAGCAGUGCCUAGGCUGCUGAAUCGGAUUUACGAUAAGGUGCACACUGAGCUUCGCAGCUCGUUCCUAAAGAGAAUGAUCUUUAAUAUGGGUAUGCGGGCAAAGGAGACGGAGAUCAAGAAGAGCAUCGUCAGGACAACAAGCAUAUGGGACAAGAUCGUGUUCAGGAAGAUCCAGGAGUCGAUGGGUGGCAGAUUGAGACUGAUGCUCGUGGGUUCCGCGCCGCUGGCGGGGAACGUGCUCACAUUCACCAGAUGCGCCUUGGGUUGCGUGAUAGUCGAGGGUUACGGUCAGACGGAAUGUAGUGCGCCAAUAACGCUUACUAUUCAGGGCGAUCACGUGCCGGAACAUGUGGGACCACCGGUGGCUUGCUGUUGCAUCAAGCUCGCCGAUGUUCCGGAAAUGGAAUACUAUGCGACGAAUAAUCAGGGCGAGGUGUGCGUCAAGGGCACCAACGUCUUCAUGGGAUAUUUCAAGGAUCCCGAAAAGACUGCCGAGGUGAUUGAUGAACAGGGAUGGCAUCACACGGGAGAUAUUGGCAUGUGGCAGCCUAAUGGAACGUUAAAAAUAAUCGACCGGAAGAAGCAUAUUUUCAAAUUAUCGCAGGGAGAGUAUAUCGUGCCGGAAAAGAUCGAAAAUAUCUAUAUACGCAGCCAAUAUGUGCAACAAGUAUUCGUCCAUGGGGAGUCACUGAAAUCUUGUAUCAUAGCAAUAGUAGUGCCAGACGUAGACGUAGUCAAGUGUUGGGCGGUGGAAAAUGGUAUACCCGGCACGCUAAGCGUCUUAUGCGCUAAUCCAGAAGUCAAAAAACUAAUCAUAGAUGAUAUGUUAACGUGGGGAAAAGAAGCUGGUCUCAAGUCCUUCGAACAGGUGAAAGAUAUUUAUCUCCAUCCAGACCCGUUUUCCGUACAAAAUGGGCUUCUAACACCAACAAUGAAAUCGAAACGGCCUCAACUAAGAGCGUAUUUCAAGCCACAGAUAGAAGAUCUCUAUCAACAAUUGGACUGACCAGACUGAGCGAUCUCAGCGUACUAUCGUUCGCUCAUACCAGCACUGAUCG
Molecule: messenger RNA, 2461 nt
Organism: Camponotus floridanus (Florida carpenter ant)
Lineage: Eukaryota; Metazoa; Arthropoda; Insecta; Hymenoptera; Formicidae
Product: long-chain-fatty-acid--CoA ligase 1
Exons: 9
Coding region: 364-2409 (681 amino acids)
Biological process (GO): long-chain fatty acid metabolic process
Cellular component (GO): membrane; endoplasmic reticulum
Molecular function (GO): long-chain fatty acid-CoA ligase activity
Source: RefSeq, a predicted model, not a curated record